CAUCACUACAUUAUGCAGGCCAGUCCAGACAGCCUCUCCCUCAGAGUUUUGUCACAAAGUGUAGACCACAACACUGAUUUAACAGCCUUUAUUGUUGCACUUGUGCCCAGUCCAAACGUCUGGAAUAAACAGAUGCUGUAAACUGUUAGCGGUGGUACUAGUGGAGCAUAACUGCAGUCAGGACCAGAAAAUGUUUGUCACUAUCCUGCUCGGAGACAACAGGAUGGAAAUGUUAAAUCUCAACUGUAAGCUGAUACACUUCAUCCAUCAUUUAAAGGAGAGGUGUGGUCUUGACUUCAAAGAGUGUGUGGACCUGAUGGAAAGCGGUGGUAGAGUGAUGAACCUGGAGGGGAAGCAGCAAAGUGAGGCUCUGGCCAGCAGUGUGCUGAUAGAGAGACAAUACUAUGUCCUAUUACGAGUAUGCCGAGAUGACGAUACUGGAUGUCGGAAAUAUAUGCCGCUCCUAAACAACCCCAGCCAGAGUCAUCCUGAGUUAACUGAGUUGCUGAGGAAACUGUCUAACCCUGACAAGGAGCAAGACAGAAAGAUCAGAGGACGGACACAGAGGAGACAAACCAGAAGCAAAAACAUCUCUGCAAAUAAUAAACACCAAUUGAAAUAG
This is a messenger RNA of Perca fluviatilis (European perch), 622 nucleotides long. RefSeq lists its product as uncharacterized. Lineage: Eukaryota; Metazoa; Chordata; Actinopteri; Perciformes; Percidae. The transcript has 5 exons. The record is from RefSeq and is a predicted model, not a curated record. Bases 191 to 622 code for a protein of 143 amino acids.